Messenger RNA from Alosa sapidissima (American shad), 2640 nucleotides. RefSeq names its product transmembrane protein 179Ba (gene tmem179ba). The coding region runs from base 211 to 876 and encodes 221 amino acids. The record is from RefSeq and is a predicted model, not a curated record. The transcript has 5 exons. Lineage: Eukaryota; Metazoa; Chordata; Actinopteri; Clupeiformes; Clupeidae.
CGGCAGCAAAUUACAUUUGCCUACAUCUUGAUGUGGGUCUAGCUCGUUAGGCUAGAAGAAGCCUAUAACACGAGUUAUUUGGCCGUCUCGACAACAGAAGGGUUUUGGAGGGUUAACUCAUCCACGCAAACUGUGUCGAAAGCGCGCUACCGCGACUGUUUAUGGUGUGAAUAAGAGAAAGUGCGCGCAUAAGUGACCCACUGUCCUGCAAUGGCGCUUCCGCUGUUACUACUACUGGAGCUCGCGCUGUACGCCAGCUGCUUCAUUUGCGGGAUUGUUACAGCAGCUUUGGUAACAAUUGUGCAGGGCCACAGCGGGGGAAAGUGCUUGCUGUAUGGUGUGCUACAGUACAAUGCAUCUAGCAAGGUUAUCGACGUGACUUCCUCUAGUCUCCCAUCUCUCUGUUACUUUGUGUCGGCCAUUUCUGUGUGUGUGGCCAUCUUUUGUUUCUCCCUCACCCUCUACUGGGUCUACUCCAGCUGUGUGGAUGGAGAAGUCAGGAGCCGAGAGAGGCUGUGGUUAAACGUGACACUGGGGAUGUGCGGAGUCUUCCUGUUCUUCCUGCUCAUCAGCGGAUGCGUCCUGAAGAUUGGAAGAGAUAAGCUAUGCGAAUCUCUGCCAAAGUCCACCUUUAACAGGUGUGAUGAGGCUCAGAACUACACCUGGGCCAAGCCCUACAGUGGCAGCAAGUUCUACAGCAGUCUGCAGAGUGCAGAGACAUCGGUCUGGGUGAACUUCUUCUUCUGGCUCAUCAUCGGAGGCCUGACGUUUUUCCAGCUGAGGAAAGGCAGCACCGAGUACCGCGGUGGCGGAGAGGAUGCCGGGGCGAGCCCCUCCGAGACCGAGCCCUUCCUGGCUCGCCCUGGGCGACCCUAGUGACCCCCAGUACCCCCACCUGAGCCUCAUUCACUGACAUUUCCUCCUCGCCCCCCCAAACCCCACCCCCUCCUCGUAAGCACAAAACUGCUCAUCAUUGUCAUACUCGCCGACGCUCGCACAGAUACUCUACAGUGGCGGGGGUCUCCGCAGGCUCAGCUUGAAGGGGGUUAAUGUGACACAGGCCGCGGCUGAAUCACAGCCGACAUCUCUCUGGUUUUCACCCCCGCUGUCGCUGCCAAACUAGGGCCUGUUGCCAUAGUUACUGAUCUAGGGCUGGCAGUGUGCAUAGCUGGCGGCAUCAGUGCACCUUAGCUGAGUGCCAGCCCUCUGUCUCUCCACUGACCCAAGCUCACUGGAAACCCUGCACAAUUUCAGAGCUCUUUUUGAAAAACACCACAUCAUUGAUAUACUACUAGUGAUUUUUAAAAGGGCCAUUCCAUUGAAACGUGGCAGCUUGUAAUCAUCUGUUUAUUUUAAUAACAAUUUAAAAUUGAAAAUGGUACUUGGUCAACAUUUUCUGACGUCGGCAGAUUUCCAUAUGACCCAAAAUAAGGUCCGAUAGUCAUUAAUCAGUUGGUUUAUUUUGACAAAAAAAAGAAAGAACUAUCACCUCAUAUGGUCAGUCUGGGUUUACGUUCUGCACAAUGACCUACAACUGAGUAUACACCGAUUAACUCUGGGUGGUCAGAUACACGCAUGUUCUGAUUCACAUAACCUUGAAUUUGACAUGGUUUGAAGAUAGGACUCGAUUACCAAUUAUAUACAGUAGGACAGUGCACCAAUUAUUUUUUCCCUUGUGCUUUUCAUGUUAACGUCAGCCUGCCAUGCCAUAAUGUUUUUGUACAUUCAAUAUUUCAUAUAGACUGAUUAACAUCUCCCCCUGCUGUCCAGUCUAGCAACAGUCCAGUAGUGUGGUCAGGAUUUUUUCCCCCCUAUCUUUUUCUUGAGUUAGCUUCACAUACGCUUCUCUUGAUGCCAAGGCAGUCUUACAUUCAUGCAAUGUGUGUGAAGACUCUUCAUUUCAUGAGAUGGGAAAAGAAGAUAAACUAAGAUAAAGUGCAAAUAAAACGGCCCACAUUGAAACCAUUGAUUUUAAUCAUUAUUAUUCAUAUUUGUUUUCUCUCUUAAAAAAUAUGGUUUGAGAUCAGGUUUGUUGAUUGUGUUCAAUUGGAAACUUAAGUUUCCUUCCAGGUGUGAUAUGCUUUCAGCCCAAACUUGUAGUACCGAAGCAAUGACAAACAAUUUCCUCCUUUGAUGCCUUCAUUGAUUCUCUGACGACUGUGUGUUCCGUCUCCUUCGUCUGUUCCUGAGACCAGACGGGUGUGUAUUACAAAAUGACAUUAGUGCUAUGUAGAGCCUAAAGCCAAAGGUGCAUUCAAAUUUGGUAGUGUUUUCUCUUUGAACUUUUUACAUUUGAACAUUUGUGUAUAUAAACAUUUCAAAUGUUCUGCUUAAAAAAAAAAUGCUAAGUAAUAAUGCAAUCACACCUUUAUAUUUGGGCUUAACAUAGCACUAAUGUUGCUUCAUAGUAUACCCAGCAGGGUCUAAUUGUUUUCUUAGCUUGCAACCUGUUUACAACAUUUGUUUUCAUAUGGUUAUUUUUGGAUAAACAAUGUUUUCUUUCUUGCACUGACAUUUUGUAUUUAAAGCCUACAGUAGAUUUUACUUGGGUGGUUUUGAUACAACCACAUUUUUUUGUAUGGCUGUAUAUUACAAUAUUGAUGGAAAAAAGCUUGCCAAAUAAAUUUUCAUAUAGUUUCA